This is a messenger RNA of Hypoxylon trugodes, 1198 nucleotides long. RefSeq names its product NAD(P)-binding protein. Bases 161 to 1030 code for a protein of 289 amino acids. The record is from RefSeq and is a predicted model, not a curated record. The transcript has 3 exons. NCBI's taxonomy places the organism in Eukaryota, Fungi, Ascomycota, Sordariomycetes, Xylariales, Hypoxylaceae.
UUGCACCUUCGUAUAUAAGGGUAUAAGCGGAGUCCUAUGUGCUAUGAAAAUAGUCAGCUUAGCCCAAAGGCUUAUUUAGUUAAAUAUUCAUCUCCCAUUCCCCGGGCUCUCACACCGUCAGAAAUAGAGCGAUUUACUCGGUUCUGGGAUAUCAGUGAAUAUGGCGACUUCAAACCCAAGCUCGGCUGCACUCGGCGCCGAAAAUUUAUUCAGUGUCAAGGACAUGGUUGCGGUCGUAACGGGCGGUGGGACAGGCAUUGGGUUCAUGAUCACUAAAGCACUCGCUACUAACGGCGCUUCUAAAGUGUAUAUAUUGGGCCGACGUCUGAAUGCUUUGCAGCAAGCCGCAGCGCAGAUAGGCUCAGGCAACGUGAUCCCGGUGACCUGCGAUGUAACGUCUAAGGAGUCGCUACAGUCUGCAGUUGAUCAAAUUCAACAGGAGGUCGGUUUUGUGAACCUGGUAGUCUGCAACUCGGGCAUCGGCGGGCCGUAUGGAAACCGACCUAAGCCCGAGACCACGCUUGACGAGUUCAUCGAGGCUAACCUAUCUGUCCCUCCCGAGGACUACACCAACACCUUCGGCGUUAAUACAACCGCGGUUUGGUAUACUGCUAUGUCAUUCCUUAAGCUCCUCGAUGCUGGCAAUAAGAAGAGGAACGUAGAGCAAAAGAGCCAGGUAGUCGCAAUCAGCAGUAUCGGCGGCUUAAACAAGAUAAAUACCGGCGGUUUCGCGUAUGGGCAGAGCAAAGCCGCAUGUAUACAUCUCAUUAAACAUUUAAGCGUGGUGUUGCCGCAAUGGGAUAUCCGAGCUAAUGUUAUAUGUCCCGGUUUGUAUCCAAGCGAGAUGUCAGCUCCGAUAAUUGAGAAAGGAGGGAUUGGAAAGAACAUGAUACCGCUCGAGCGUGCCGGAGAUGAAAAGGAUAUGGGAGGCACGAUACUCUACCUCGCGUCAAGAGCGGGAGCUUAUUGCAACGGUACCGUCAUCGUGACAGACGGGGGAAGAUUAACGACUUUCCCUUCAACAUUCUAGGUCAUAUGAGAGCAGAAUGGUUGUCGCGCGGAUAAAACUUUGGCCAAGCUUCUAUCAGUUACCGAUCUGCGCAUCUGCUUUCUAUUAUAAAUUUAAGACUGGCAUAUAUUUUGCGCGGGAGCUUAAGAAAAUUUUGCUUUCAAAUCUAUUCAGCCUCGUUUUCGAAAG